UGCAGGUCCUGGCUGCCUCUUGGCUUCCUGCUGCCUGAUCCCUGUGGCUGUCCUGGGCAGAGGAGAUGAAUUCGUGGCUGGCCGGGAGCUGAGGCCGAGCGAUGGUGCUGCACACAGAAGAGGCUCUGGGAGUGACCCUGGCGUGAGGAGCCAGGGGCGAGGAGCGGCCUGGGGUGUCCCUCCUGGCGUGUGCAUCCCAGGUGGCACCAUGCUGCAGCAGAUCCUGCACGACAUGUACAUCGACCCCGAGCUCCUGGCCGAGCUCAGUGAUGUGCAGAAGCACAUCCUCUUCUACAAGAUGCGAGAGGAGCAGCUGAGACGCUGGAGGGAGCGUGAGGCUUGGGAGGCCCUGGCCCAGUUCGAGGGACUCAGGCCCCCCAAGGUCAAGCGAGCGAGUGACAAGCACAUCCAGUGGCUCCUGGGGGCAGAUGGCGAAGUCUGGGUCUGGGUCAUGGGAGAAGGCCCUGGAGACAAGCCCUACGAAGAGAUCUCUGAGGAGCUGAUUGCAGAGAGGGCGCGGCUGCAGGCACAGAGGGAGGCGGAGGAGCUCUGGAGACAGAAGGAGGCAGAGAUCACCAAGAAGUUCCGGGAUGCUCUGGCCAAUGAGAAAGCCCGGAUCCUGGUGGAGAAGUGGAAAGUGGAGACGGAGGACCGCAAGGCUGCCAAAAUCCUGGAGGAGCGCAUCCAUGAGGAAUUCAAGAGGAAAGAGGAAGAGGAGAGGAAGCGAGGAGAAGAGCAGAUUCGCCUCCAGGAAGAGCAGAGGGCGAAGGAACUCUACUGGACCCUGAAGCAGGCCCAGCUGCAGAGCCACCCCAGUGAGAAAGAGGAACGCGAGUGGGAAGAACAGCUGCGUCGGUCCAAGGCGGCUGAUGAGGAGAGAAGGCGCCGAGCCCAGCGCGCCCGGGAAGAGUACCGGCGCCACUCCCUCCGCGCCAUCCAGAAGGGCACGGUCGCUGGCCUCAGCUCCAGGUUCCGAGAGCUCGGCCAGAGCCAUGAGCAGGAGGCGAGACUCUACCACCACCUCCUGGGCCCGGGGCCGCCUUCACCCCUGGCCGUGCCUGGCAGGACUUGGGAGCGGCCCCUGUGUCCCGUCUCCAGAGAAGUCAUAGUGCGCUGGUUUAAGGAGGAGCAGCUGCCUCGCCGCGCGGGCUUUGAGAGGAGCACCAAAGCCAUCGCCCCCUGGUUCCACGGAAUUAUCAGCCGAGAAGAUGCUGAAGAUCUCCUUGAGAAUAUGACUGAGGGCGCAUUUCUGGUCCGGGUCAGUGAGAAAAUCUGGGGUUACACCCUCUCCUACCGCCUGCAGAAAGGGUUCAAGCAUUUUCUCGUGGAUGCCUCUGGGGAUUUUUACAGCUUCUUGGGAGUGGACCCCAAUCGCCAUGCAACGCUCACGGAUCUCAUUGAUUUCCACAAGGAGGAAAUUAUCACUGUUUCAGGGGGAGAGUUGCUGCAGGAACCCUGUGGACAGAGGGACAGCCCGCCAGACUACCAUCUGUUGUUUGAAUGAUAUUUUUCCCCCUUCUCAGUUGGACUCCGUGGGGCAUCCUAUUUUUGAACUCAAGAACUUCCCAGCUCAAAUUCUUAUGGCCUUCUGGAAGAUCCACCACCAUCCACAGGGACAAGUAGAUUAGCAUAUUUCAAGGAAUAUGAAAUAUAUGGUGUACGUGCUGCUGGUUCCUGACCCAGUGCCCAGGACAGAAAUUGCUAACAGCUGGUGCAACUCUUUCCUGAAAAAUUUAGAUACAACCUCAGAAGAUGAAGCCUUUUUGUCAUGGCUGCCCUAAACUGAAUUCCUAGAAUACAAGGAUCAUGUUUUAAUUAUACAAAUAAUUCCAGUGCCGAACUCUGAGUUUAACAUAUGCUAGACAUUCAAUAAAUGUUUGUUGAAUGACUGCACUUCUUCUGAAAGUUUUCCAACACUCAUCAGCAACGAUUUCUAGUAAGUUGUUUUCUAUUUGUCACUGUUUAUAAAGUCAUGGGGAUUAGAGAAGAAAUAUUGUAAAGGAUUUAUAUGGAAGGCAUAGAUACUGUGUUUUAAAUGAUACUCAUUGUCACUCUCAUUGAUAUUAUCAGUGGAAUUACCUAAGGCGUCUGAGCCCCAGCUUCCAGAAGAGAUGACUGAUACUGCCCUGCCUUCGUAUUUCCCUCUUCUGCCAUUCCUCUUCUGUCUUGGAAUCAUAUCUUGGCCCUGGUUUUGCAAUAUUGAGGCAGUGGUUUCAUGUAUUCCUACAGAUAUGCCUAAGCCCCAGGGGGAAUUAUAAAUUCAAGAAUGGCUUGUAGACAUCUGAUAAGGCCUUUGCUUUCUAGGAUGUGGUCCUGUUUAUGCAGGUUACUCAAAUGAUUACCUCUGCCUUCCUACUUCUUUU
Messenger RNA from Lagenorhynchus albirostris (white-beaked dolphin), 2363 nucleotides. It is a transcript of the gene SH2D4B, whose product is annotated as SH2 domain containing 4B. The transcript is spliced from 8 exons. The record is from RefSeq and is a predicted model, not a curated record. Gene Ontology annotation, cellular component: cytoplasm. NCBI's taxonomy places the organism in Eukaryota, Metazoa, Chordata, Mammalia, Artiodactyla, Delphinidae. Bases 209 to 1504 code for a protein of 431 amino acids.